AUGUCGUUUUGUAAAAUCUCAAACGCAAUAUAUCCAAGAGAUUUCACCGAUGACUUAAAGAAUACAGGCAAAAGUUUUAAAAAUUGGAACUCAUGUAUGAAUGAUAAAGCCUGUAAGAUCAUCGCUAUUGUCGGGAUCGUCCUUGCAGUGAUUGUCGGAUUAUGGUUGAUUGGUGGUCUCCUCACAUGUUUCAGACAAGGUGUCACCGGUAUUGCCGAAUUCUGUUGUUGGUGUUGUCAUUGGAAUGAUAAUAGAAACAAUAAUAAUCCAAACAUGAUGAUGAAUAAUAAUGGGUAUGCUCCUCCAGGGAUGCCAAAUAACAACGGAUAUCAACCAGCACCAGACAUCGUCUAUCAACCUAUAAGAUACCCUGAGUCUGCAUAUUAUGCUAACAAUGACAAUGGAAAAGAUGCGUAUUAUGACGAAGGAGCUACUAAUGGGAAGAGUAAUAAAGAUAGUGAGGUGUUUGAAAUGGAACAAGAUUUCGAUCUCGAGGGUCAAAGACGCAAGAGUCUCAAGAGACAAAAUAAGAACGUGGUCUAUGAUUUGGAAUCUGAGGAUCCCGUAAGAGAUUCAUUUGUUAACAAUGCAGGGUCUACAACUUAUUUAAACAGUAACUAUACUACUUCUGCAACGCAUUUGGACCAUACUCCAGGUACAUUAAAUAAUAAUAGCAAUGUUAAUAUUGGUCAAUCUAGACCAUACCCUGAGGAUUCAUACUUCCAAACGGAUCCAUAUGGGCCAAACCAAUACAAUAAUAAUUCAAAUGGUCACAAUACAGGAUACUAUUACUAA
This is a messenger RNA of Maudiozyma barnettii, 795 nucleotides long. It is a transcript of the gene PIN2, whose product is annotated as Pin2p. Gene Ontology annotation, cellular component: plasma membrane; cellular bud neck. Lineage: Eukaryota; Fungi; Ascomycota; Saccharomycetes; Saccharomycetales; Saccharomycetaceae. The record is from RefSeq and is a predicted model, not a curated record. Bases 1 to 795 code for a protein of 264 amino acids. The transcript has a single exon.